Pyricularia oryzae 70-15 is the source of this 375-nucleotide messenger RNA. RefSeq lists its product as uncharacterized. Lineage: Eukaryota; Fungi; Ascomycota; Sordariomycetes; Magnaporthales; Pyriculariaceae. The transcript has 4 exons. The coding region runs from base 1 to 375 and encodes 124 amino acids. The record is from RefSeq and is a predicted model, not a curated record.
AUGAACAAGUCUUGCGACAUCAAGAGGCUUAAAUACUUUUCCUUUGCGUCAUACGAUGCUUCCAGAUCUCAUCGCCCACUCAUUCACAAUGCGUCUCACAACUGCUUUCCCUUAGCAUCUGAUGCUCCUCUCAGUGGGCUUGGCAGCGCAAAGAACGGAGCCAAAGAGGCAGUGUUCAACGCGGGUGCCGUAAUAACCAACAAGGCGUCUGAAAUCAAGACGGGCCUGGGUGCCGGGACUCAGAUGAUCGGGACCGCACUUGGGAGUUCUUCAGCCACCCAGCCAGCCGAGGGCCUGUUCAAGCGCGACCAAGAAAAUGCACAAAAUGCAAGCCGUUUUAAUCCUCGUAAGCAGUUGGGAUCGUACAGCGUGUAA